Messenger RNA from Didymodactylos carnosus, 933 nucleotides. NCBI's taxonomy places the organism in Eukaryota, Metazoa, Rotifera, Eurotatoria, Philodinida, Philodinidae. The record is from the annotation of a GenBank genome assembly.
AUGCAUUUUUCGGGGAGUCCCCGGGGACUUUCAGGGGGAGAUUUCACAUUUCAUUUUAUUUUGAUGACAAAACGACGACAAAAACAAGACGUUAUAUCUCCAUCGGUAACAAAUUCUCUAUCAUCAAGUGGUGAGAACGAAGAACAAAUGAGUAAAAAGAUAUGUUUAAAUCCAUGUAUCCGAUUGACUAAGUCAUUUUUCAGUACUGAUUACUUGAAAGUGUGUCGAGAAAUUCUAGGAAAAAUUCUUGUACGACGAUAUUUUGAUAGUGAAACACAGGAAACGACUCUAUUGAAAGGAAGAAUCGUAGAAGUAGAAGCGUAUCCUGGUGGUACAGACAAGGCAUCACAUUCAUACAAUGGUAAAAAAACUGUACGAAAUGAAGCAAUGUAUAUGUGUCCUGGAACGUAUUAUGUUUAUUAUAUUCAUGGACGACAAUGUUGUUUGAAUAUAUCGACACAAGGAGAGGGUACAGCGGUUUUGAUUCGAGCAUUGGAACCAUUAGAAGGCAUCGAACAAAUGAAACGAAAUCGGUUAAAAACAAGUUUAGAACGAAAACGUAAAAAUGAUGAAGAUAAGAAAAAGAACUCUACUCCUUUGUGGGCAACAAAAAAUGAUUUAUUAUGUAAAGGUCCAUGUUGUAUGUGUUCAGCAAUGGGUAUUACAAAAACGGAUCAUAAUCAAAAACAUAUGGAUAGUGAUAACAUUGAUCUUUGGUUUGAAAGUGAUCAUUUAAUAUUGAAUGAUGAUCAAAUUGGUACAUCCACACGAGUUGGAAUUGAUAGUUCAGGAGAGGAAAGCGUAAAGAAACAAUGGAGAUUUUUUAUUCAAAAUAGUCCCUAUGUUAGUGGAAAGAAGACGAUUAUUCAAAUGAAAACAACAAUCACAACUACAACUACAACAACAAGCAAAUAUUUUGAUAAGAUGAACUAG